Myotis brandtii (Brandt's bat) is the source of this 1179-nucleotide messenger RNA. RefSeq names its product ribonuclease H2, subunit B (gene RNASEH2B). The transcript is spliced from 9 exons. Gene Ontology annotation, biological process: ribonucleotide metabolic process; RNA catabolic process. The coding region runs from base 33 to 707 and encodes 224 amino acids. The record is from RefSeq and is a predicted model, not a curated record. Gene Ontology annotation, cellular component: ribonuclease H2 complex; nucleoplasm. Lineage: Eukaryota; Metazoa; Chordata; Mammalia; Chiroptera; Vespertilionidae.
UUUCAGAAUAUUUAAAAGAUGCUUCCAAGAAGAUGAAAAGUGGGCUUAUGUUUGUAAAACUGGUUAACCCAUGUUCAGGGGAAGGAGCCCUUUACUUAUUCAAUAUGUGUCUACAACAGCUGUUUGAAAUAAAAGUUUUCAAGGAAAAACACCAUUCUUGGUUUAUAAAUCAAUCAGUUCAAUCAGGAGGUCUUCUCCAUUUUGUCACACCCAUGGACCCUCUAUUUCUGCUCCUCCACUACCUUAUAAAGGCUGAUAAAGAGGGAAAGUUCCAGCCUCUAGAUCAAGUUGUGGUGGAUGAUAUGUUUCCGAAUUGCAUCUUGUUGCUGAAACUUCCUGAACUUGAGAAGUUACUUCAACAUGUGACAGAGGGAAAAGAAAUAGGCAAAAAGAAAUAUUACAAGUACAGCAAAGAGAAGACAUUAAAGUGGCUGGAAAAAAAGGUUAAUCAGACUGUGGCAGCAUUAAAAACCAAUAACAUAAAUGUCGGUGCCCGGGUACAGUCAACUGCAUUUUUCUCUGGUCACCAGAUUUCCAGUGACAAGGAAGAGGACUAUAUUCGUUAUGCCCAUGGCCUGAUAUCUGAUUACAUCACUAAAGAAUUAAGUGAUGACUUAUCUAAAUAUUUAAAGCUUCCAGAAGAUCCGACUUCAUUGCCAAAACCUCCAUCAAAGGUGGCAGCACAAAGACAGAAAAGGAACAAGUGACAGCAAGUUCACUCAAGGCCCGGCUGCUUCGCGUGUAAUUUAAGACUCUCCCAAAGGGCUACAGCUUUUACUUCUGCACUUUCUAGAAAAUCACCAGAUGCCAAACAUGUACAUUAAAGACCUAACCACAAAUGCUGUAUUUCUUUGAUCAACUGCAUGGUUAGGUAGGCAGUGGCACUCUCAGAGUGUGAGCCCGUCUGUAAUCUUAGAAAUUUAAGCCACAUCACCCCUCUGCCCCAGACCUGUCCCAUAAAGGUGUGGAUUUUUACAGUACAGUACUUCAGACUUCAAAAUAUUGGGAGAAGAAGGCUCAUUGUGAAAUUCAGGUCAUUUCUUAAGCCUGACCACCUUGGCCUGUUCUGCUUUCUUGGGCUUAGGCGAGCAUGUGGUGGAUGUGUGGUGACCAUGUGUGACCAUGCAUACCUGGUGAUUGUAAGUGCUAGAUUCUAUACUAAAAGCUUUGAUGAACUGA